AUUACUAUUGCCUUUGCCGCCGCAGGAUACCAGAUAAAUGAGCGAUGGUUGGCAGCAAUAGUACGGCGGAGACGGCGUUUGCCAAGACCAUCUGCUCAAUCUGUUAUGAAGACCUCAAACCCAUUGUCGAAGACCUUCAAUCCAUCUCCAUCUGCGGCCACGUUUUUCACGAGCUUUGUCUUCAGCAAUGGUUCGAGUAUUGCACAAAUGGGAAGAAGAAGAAUUGUCCCGUAUGCAAGCAGACUUGUUCCAAUGCAAAUGUGGGUCGUCUUUAUUUUCAAUCUGUUGGGGAUCCGAAUGACCUGGGUUUAACUCAGAAAGAAGGGAAUUAUGGGGAGAAUCCCGAGGAAUUGCGGAAUGAAGUGAGGAGAUUGGAAGGGAAGGUUAUAGGGCUUAGCUCAGCUUUGGAGCAGUUACAGAAGAGUUCUGAAGCUGUCAAUGCUGAGCUGUGCAUGUAUAAGGAAACGGUCCAAGUAGAGGUGGCUUUAAAGAAUGAAGCUCUAAAGCAGAAAGCUACCAUCCAGCAACUGAUGCAUUUCAAAUCUGAGGAGUUGGACCGAUCAACUCUGGAGUGCAUGAGGCUUCAGGAAAGGAAUAUGGCCUUAGCCAAGGAACUUGCAGCACUGAAGCUAGUAUCUGAUUUGAACUUGGAUGACGAUGAGGUUCUGAAGCUUGCAUGCUUGGGUAAUGAGGUCAACAGCAAAGAGACUAUUGAUGUUCUGAAGAAAUCAUUGGUCAUCCGUAACAAGAGCUACAAAGAAUUGAUGACUAAGUGCAAUGUGCUUGGAAGAGGAGAGGCUCGGUCUCUUAGUAAACUAGAGAAGGCUAAAGAUAAGAUAAAGAAGCUGAAGGAAAGGAUCCAGGAACUUGAAUCUGUUGCUGAAGUAAAAGUUAAUGAAACUUUGAGAACUUUGAAAGCUUCUAGAAAAUCUGCUUGUGAGGUAGAAAAACUUGCUAAGGGUUUCGACCAGGGUAGCAGAAAUGACGUAACUUCAUGCAGAGAUCAAAACAAGGAACCUGUUCCGGAAACAGAAAUGGGCAUAUCGGAGAAUUCAUCUUGUUCACUAAAGAAAAGGAAGCUUAACUCUUCUGGAUUUACAAGUAAUAGAGGUACAACUGAUAAUGUGGUUCCCAGGAAAAUUAACCCAGCUAAUCAGGAUCAAGGCUACUUCUUGCAUAAUCAAGUUGAGAAUGCGAGGGAGACUUUUGUUCACUUGAACUCGUGUGGACAAUUGAAACCUUUAGCUGAAAAUGGAGGGGCAGCCUGGAAGAGUGGCUCAAGGACAGGGGACACACUAAGUGAAAUCCAAGCUGAGCGACAUGGCAGCAUGGACGGAGCAUCAGGUGCAGUGGGAGAUACAAAGCCUAAUACCGAGAACAGAGCAGAUAUGGUGGAUAAUAACAUCGUAAUACUAGAUGAUGACAUGGGAUUACCUCAGUCUUUGCUGAAUGUUAGAAAAGAAACUCCAUUACCAGCUGUAGUUUCCCAGCGAGGAAAUCACUGUUUCUCUGGGGGGUUGCUAGGUCCUGAUGGGACUAAAUGGCACUUGGGGAAAUGGUGCAAGAGGAAUAAGGGUCAAGCAUCUCUGUCUAUGGGACUGCAAGGUUCAAAUGCAAGUACGGCAGACUUGAUUGCUGUUGGAGCUGAUGGUAGGGGUGGCAGAAUUAAAGUUUUGAGAUCUCUCAAUCAGUCAUCAUUGGAUAACAGAGAAAAUCUUACAAGCACAAAGAAAUGCAAAGUGGGAGACAAACCAAGUAGUUUCCAGUCUCAUGGGUGCUUGCAAAUAGAGCACUUCUUCGGAAGGGCAAGUCAAUAGUAGAGAUUCUCGGGUGAAGUUUGUAGCCGGUUUUGGAUAUGAGGAGAUUUUUCUCCUUGCGCUUGUGAUUAUGUUAACUUAUCCUCAAUUUAGUCUGUGGCUCAAAUUAGUGAGGGUGUAGCCUUGUAUGUUCAGUAUGUAAAUCAAGUUGGAAGUGCUUAGUUGCAUAAGCAAAUUUUCAUGUACAUUUUAGUCACAUGAUUUACCUCUUCGUGUGCAGGGCAGUUUUGA
This is a messenger RNA of Coffea eugenioides, 2048 nucleotides long. RefSeq lists its product as uncharacterized. NCBI's taxonomy places the organism in Eukaryota, Viridiplantae, Streptophyta, Magnoliopsida, Gentianales, Rubiaceae. Bases 45 to 1817 code for a protein of 590 amino acids. The record is from RefSeq and is a predicted model, not a curated record. The transcript has 9 exons.